Darwinula stevensoni is the source of this 1443-nucleotide messenger RNA. NCBI's taxonomy places the organism in Eukaryota, Metazoa, Arthropoda, Ostracoda, Podocopida, Darwinulidae. The record is from the annotation of a GenBank genome assembly.
AUGAUGACAGCAGCUACCGUGAUCAUCAAUGUCGACUGGGAGCUCCUUUACUUGAAGCACUGGACAAUGCCGAAGAGGCAUUUCAAGCGUACGCCCAACAACCCUGUCUACGUGGCUGUUAGCAGCCACUUUCUCCUUCUCUACUAUGAAUCCGUCAUCUGCGGGGGCUGGAAGGGAAGUGGAUGCGUUAGUCGUAUGGCCAAGGACCAACGAGGGGAAGAGGAAGCGGUCGAGAGGCAGCAUGCCUCAGCUGACAGAGCUUUGAGCAUUGGGAGCGAGAACCUGUGGAGGCUCAGUCGAAGAGGUUCUCCGUCCGUGUUGAUACUUCUUGAAGUAGGGCAGAGGUUCAGGUUUGAAAUGGAGAGCUUCUCUUCAUACCAAAGCUCGUGGGCGAGCUUGGAGCAGUUCCAGAUGCACCAGAAUGCCCUUGCCGUGGACAUCCAGAAGCUCUCGCAGAAUGUGCAGUCCCUGAAGCAACUGCUGAACCAGUUGGGUACAUCCAAGGAUACCAGUCAAAAUAAGACUCAAAAACGGGAACUACAGCGCCGCACGAAGCAGAUGGCCGAGGACACAACAGCCAAUAUAAAGACACUCCAAGCCCAACUACGCUCCCUACCCAAGGAUGAGCAGACGGAACUUCGAUUGCAGAGGGUAAAGAAAUUACAGUUGGACCGCCUGAGGGAACACUUGAUCGAGGUGAUGAAUGAGUUCCAGAGCCUGCAGAGAGAGGAGCAAGACUCCAAACGGCAACAGAGGGAAGAGCUCCGGGGGAGAGCUCCUUCGCUCACUGUCUUCAACGAUCCAACUGGACGGGCAGAAGGGAACGGAGAAGGAAUCCUGAAGGAACCGAAUGCAUCAAAAUCGGCAGGAUUCCAAGGCGAGAUCCAGGCGCAUACCCUCAUGUACGAGGAAUUAGACUUGGCUGCACUGCGGGAAAAGGAGAUUGCCAUUCAACAACUGGAGGAGGAUAUUCAGGACGUGAACCAGAUUUUCACGAAACUGGCAACUAUGGUUCACGACCAAGGGGAGAUUGUGGAUAACAUCGAGACAAACGUCGAGAAUGCCCAACUCAGCGUCGACCAGGGCAACCAACAGCUUCAACAGGCAGAAUCCUACCAGGCAUCAUUAAGAUGGAAGAAGUGCGUAAUCGCAUCGAUCGUCAUAGUCUGCGGCAUUGUCAUUGGCCUCAUCAUCUACUUCUACACCCGAAAAUAGAUUUAAAACUGAUAUCUGGAGAAACCAUCCUCUUCCCAUAGUGGGGAUCUGAAUUUCCCAAUUGUCCUGUGCAACUGUGAUGAAUGCCAUAAUUGCUUUUACUUUUUCUUCUCGGAGCCUGUCCACAUGAAAACGGAAAGGUGUAUACCUGCGUGUCCAGCUCACUUGAAUCUAAACGAGUUGAUCAAGACCUCUAUUAGUUGCUGUCGAUAAUAUACAGUCUGGAAC